Molecule: messenger RNA, 2197 nt
Organism: Tripterygium wilfordii
Lineage: Eukaryota; Viridiplantae; Streptophyta; Magnoliopsida; Celastrales; Celastraceae
Product: LRR receptor-like serine/threonine-protein kinase FEI 1
Exons: 13
Coding region: 134-1939 (601 amino acids)
Biological process (GO): protein phosphorylation
Molecular function (GO): ATP binding; protein kinase activity; protein binding
Source: RefSeq, a predicted model, not a curated record
AACCCUUUGGGUGCCCACUACCACUAUUAUCAUUGCUUUGUCUGCCUGUUCAUACCAACCCAGUCACUCUACAUUGACUGAAACUGCACAAGGAGAGAACCCUACUCAGAGAACUUGUUUUGGAGGAGGAAAGAUGAUGGGUGCCUUGGUUUUGUUAUUCUCUGUGAUUUUAGAGGCAACCCUUUUGAGCUCUCCUUCUUCUGCUCUCACUGAAGAUGGUCUGACCUUAUUGGAAAUCAGAAGCACUUUAAAUGAUAGUAGAAACAUUCUUGCAAACUGGAAAGCUUCAGAUUCGUCUCCCUGCGCUUGGACUGGUAUUUCUUGUCAUCCCCAGGAUCAAAGAGUCAGUUCAAUAAAUCUGCCCUACUUGCAGUUAGGAGGGAUCAUAUCUCCCAGCAUUGGUAAACUCAGUAGAUUACAAAGAUUGGCACUUCAUCAGAACAGCUUACAUGGGAUUAUUCCUAAUGAACUUACGAAUUGCAUCGAACUCAGAGCUCUGUACUUGAGAGCUAAUUAUCUCCAGGGAGGCAUUCCACCAGAUAUUGGAAAUCUUUCUUAUCUCACUAUAAUGGAUUUGUCAAGCAACUCACUAAGGGGUGCGAUACCUUCAUCCAUUGGUCGGCUGACUCAUUUACAUAAUCUGAAUUUGUCAACCAACUUUUUCUCUGGUGAAAUCCCAGAUUUUGGAGCUCUAAGCACCUUCGGAAACAGAUCGUUUAUUGGAAAUUUAGAUCUCUGUGGUCGCCAAGUGAAUAAGCCAUGUCGAACCUCGAUGGGAUUCCCUGCAGUACUACCACAUGCAGCAAGCGAUGAAGCAGCAGCAGUUUCGACAAAAAGGUCCUCUCGUUAUAUCAAAGGACUACUGAUUGGUAUUGUGUCAACAUUGGGCCUUGUGCUCAUCAUGCUUCUUGUAUUUCUAUGGAUUUGCUUGCUGUCAAAGAAGGAAAGAGCGGCUAAAAAGUACACUGAAGUCAAGAAACAAGUUGUUCAAGAAAACACGAAGCUUAUAACUUUCCAUGGGGAUCUGCCGUACGCUUCAUAUGAGAUCAUAGAAAAGUUGGAGUCUCUUGAUGAGGAGGAUGUUGUAGGAUCAGGAGGAUUCGGCACAGUGUACCGCAUGGUCAUGAAUGAUUGUGGAACUUUCGCUGUUAAAAGAAUUGACAGGAACCAUGCUGGAUCUGAUCAAUUAUUUGAGAGCGAGCUAGAGAUAUUAGGUAGCAUCAAGCACAUAAAUUUAGUGAAUUUGCGAGGUUACUGCAGGCUGCCCACAUGGAGGCUUCUCAUCUAUGAUUUCUUGUCAAUGGGAAGUUUAGAUGAUCUUUUGCAUGAAAAAGACCGAGAACACUCGUUAAGCUGGAGUGCUCGUUUGAGAGUGGCCCUUGGUUCUGCCAGGGGAUUGGCGUACUUACAUCACGACUGCAGUCCAAAGAUAAUCCAUCGUGACAUAAAAUCUAGCAAUAUUCUCCUUGAUGAAUCUUUGGAGCCACGUGUCUCGGACUUUGGUCUUGCCAAGCUGUUGGUAGAUGAGGAUGCCCAUGUCACAACUGUGGUUGCUGGCACUUUCGGGUAUUUAGCACCAGAAUAUCUACAAAGUGGGAGAGCCACAGAGAAGUCAGAUGUAUAUAGCUUCGGAGUUCUCUUGCUAGAGCUAGUCACUGGAAAGAGACCUACUGAUUCAUCUUUUGUAAAGAAAGGCUUAAAUGUGGUUGGAUGGAUGAACACGCUAUUGAAGGAGAAACAAUUGGAAACCGUGGUGGAUAAAAGGUGCAACGACGUGGAUUUGAAAACUGUGGAGGCAAUUCUUGAAAUAGCAGCAAGGUGCACUGACGCAAACCCGGACAAUCGACCCACAAUGAACCAGGUGUUGCAGUUGCUAGAGCAAGAGGUCAUGUCUCCUUGUCCAAGCGACUUUUAUGAGUCACAUUCUGAUGACUGUUAAAUUAUAUGAAAGGUUAACGGGGGACCUGCAACCGCAUAUAUGUAGAUUUGUUUCUUGCAAUGUUUGUGAAUACUUGCCCCCCAUCCUCUGGGGGUUACAUAUAUUAAUUUCCUGCAGACAACGUUGGCCGUCUGUUGUCUUGCACAUUUUGAAAUCACAGUUUCAAUCCUAGGAAUUCCAGUCUGUCAAGAGUGGCAGUGAUGUAGGACAAGAUUUAGUAGUUUUCAGGAGUUGGUUUAAUUAUUUUUCUUUUUAUUA